Paramormyrops kingsleyae is the source of this 1285-nucleotide messenger RNA. Lineage: Eukaryota; Metazoa; Chordata; Actinopteri; Osteoglossiformes; Mormyridae. The record is from RefSeq and is a predicted model, not a curated record.
GUCAACACUGAAAAGUCCGACGUGGUAAAGGGCCCGGCUGUGUUUCAUAGCAACUGGAAAAUAUAAUACGAAGAGCCAUUACACAUGCCGCUCAAUCUCUCUGGUAUAUGGCACUCUAAAGAGAAGCGGAACGGUUUGUUGAAGUCUUGAUUCCCCACGGAGCCGAUAGCGCCGGGAACCGCUGCGGGGCGGAACGUCAACAGAACCAGCUUAAGGGAGGCGACACGCGUGCCUGCGGCAGUUCGACAAAGAGGAAAAUGUUUAAAAACACAUUUCAGAGUGGAUUUCUGUCCAUUCUCUACAGCAUCGGAAGCAAACCCCUCCAGAUAUGGGACAAAAAGGUGAGAAACGGUCAUAUCAAGCGGAUAACUGACAACGACAUUCAGUCUCUAGUGCUGGAAGUGGAGGGGACCAAUGUUAGUACCACAUACAUCACCUGUCCAGCAGACCCAAAGAAGACCCUUGGAAUUAAACUCCCAUUCCUGGUUAUGAUCAUCAAGAAUUUAAAAAAAUAUUUCACCUUUGAAGUUCAGGUUCUGGAUGAUAAGAACGUCAGGCGACGGUUUCGGGCGAGCAACUACCAGAGCACCACGCGUGUGAAGCCCUUCAUCUGCACCAUGCCCAUGCGACUGGACGACGGCUGGAACCAGAUCCAGUUCAACCUCUCCGAUUUCACACGGCGGGCCUACGGCACCAACUACAUCGAGACGCUCCGGGUGCAGAUCCAUGCAAACUGCCGCAUCCGAAGAGUGUACUUCUCCGACAGACUGUAUUCAGAAGAUGAGCUUCCGGCGGAAUUUAAACUAUACUUGCCGGUUCAGAACAAGGCAAAGGUGAGCAGCGUGUGUACAGGGCAGAAAUAUGUACAUGAUUUAAAUAUUUCAAUAGUGAUCAGUCGUACUCAAACAUAGAUAAGGGUGUGAACUGGAUUCUGCAGUCGUUUCAUGUUUAGGGCAGGGUGUGGCUCAGUGGGCUAAGCCUCUGUGUCUGUGAUAAGGUCGCCGGUUCGAGUCAGGCCUUGGGACCUUGAGCGAGGCCCUUAACCCCCAGCUCCCUGGGUGCUGCUGUGGGUGGCUGCCCUUUGCAGCCAGCUCGCUCUCACCUCCAGAGGGCAAGUUGGGAGAGGUGUAAAGAGAAUUUCCCCAUGGGGAUCAAUAAAAUAUUAUUAUUAUACUAUCAAUAUAUGGUAUGAUAUAUUGGGCAGAUCAGAAAUACUGUUUUUAAUAAUGAAUAUAUAUUUUUCUGCUCAGAAUAUAUGGAAAAUGUUGAAUGUUCCCUGACUCAC